This is a messenger RNA of Corticium candelabrum, 1949 nucleotides long. RefSeq names its product CXXC-type zinc finger protein 1-like. Bases 22 to 1572 code for a protein of 516 amino acids. The transcript is spliced from 15 exons. The record is from RefSeq and is a predicted model, not a curated record. Lineage: Eukaryota; Metazoa; Porifera; Homoscleromorpha; Homosclerophorida; Plakinidae. Gene Ontology annotation, molecular function: DNA binding; zinc ion binding. Gene Ontology annotation, cellular component: Set1C/COMPASS complex.
GUGUAUCCGGGAACGUUAGCUAUGGAAGGCUUCCUUCGUUCGAUAAUCGAGUCCCCUGAGAAACUGCCGCUUCUCGAAUACAAUGAGGACACUGAUAAUGUUGCAGUGGAUGAGUUUAAUCCGGAACAGUUCAAACUCUAUGAAAAUCUGGAUCUUUUCAAUAUGCUCAAUGAGGACGAAGCAAAGGAAUGCAACAUAUCAGAUGAUGAUGAUCAUGACAGUGACUACAUUGAUCCUUUUGAUUCUGGUUUGAGGCAGAAGCCUAAGAAACGUAAAGGAAAUAAGAAAUGGUCACGUCCUUCAAAGUUCAAACGUACAAAUCGCAGUUGUGGUGAGUGCAAGGCUUGUCGUCGAACAGAUGAUUGUAUGAUAUGCAAGUAUUGCGUGGAUAUGAGAAAGUAUGGAGGGACUGGAGCAAAGAGACAGAAAUGUUUGUUGCGGCAGUGUGAAGAAUUGUCUCCGCAUGCUCUAUUACAUAAAUAUGAUUUGGAGAUGGCUGUUGCCAGUGUAGCAUCCGAGGCUCAUCCUGCAGUAAAAGAUCUAUGGGACGUCAUCUACAUGGACCAUUCCUACUCCAUACGACCAACUAAUGUUAUACCUCCUGAAAUCAGCAGCUAUGUUGAGACACAGCAAACGUCGUCAUCACAGAAGAGAAAGAAAGCGGGUGCAUCCAAAAGCAAGAGUCACACAUCAACACGUAGCAAGAAGGCAAAGCCAAAGAAGGAGAACGAAGACAAGUCAUCAUCAUUCAGUUAUUAUGACAUGUGUCUACCGAGGAGGACACGGCGACAGCAGGACAUGUAUGCUCAGUUGUUUCACGAGCAUGUGACAGAGAUGCAGUGCCUUGGGCCGAGUUGUGUGUACGCUGCUAGACCUGGGUCGAAGUACUGCUCAGAUGAGUGUGGAAUAGAGUUGGCAAAACUGAGGUUGACAACAUUUCUACCUGACAGAGUUAAUGAGUGGAAUGCAACUCCAUGUGCAGCCACUCAAUCAGAUGAAAUUAGACUGGAACAACUAGCCAAGACACAAGAAGAACUUCACGAAAAGUUGAACUUGCUUGACGUUCAGAAGAAAGAACUGGAGGAAGUUAUUCAUAGAGCACGAAAAGUGAUGGUUGUUGAUGAACCUGAAAUUGAUGCUGAAGCAGAAGCUGAUCUCGACCUCCAAGUUCAUUGCAUUACAUGUGGCCAUGCAGUCGGUUUCAAGAAAGCUCUUGUUCACAUGGAACGCUGCUAUGCAAAGGUCGAAAGUCUCAUCACAUUCGGCUCUUCAUACAAAACAAGAUGUGAAGGGGAAAGUAUCUUCUGCGAGUAUUUCAGUCGUAAGCAAAAGACGUAUUGCAAAAGACUGAGAGUUCUUUGCCCUGAACAUCAGAAGGAACCCAAGGUUGGUCCGGACGAAGCGUGUGGGUGUCCUCUGUCAGACAACAUUCUAGCAAAGCAUGAUGAUAUGGACAUGUGUCAUUUGCCUAAACGGACGUGUCCGAAUCAUGUGGGGUGGGAGCGACUGAGGAGAGCUCAGAUUGACUUGAACAGACUUCAGUUGGAAGUUAUUUUUACGGCUAGCGACUAAUUGGUUUGGUGUGGAAUGGCUACAAGUUAGUCAAUAGAGAACAGUGGCUAAAACUGGAGGAGUGUCAAGAGAAAGAGCAGCUCAUUCGACACCAGAUGGCUCACCGCGGCGGCGCUCUAGGACUCUUACUUAACAGGACUAUUUGUCACUAGACACGUGUACAGUAAGCAACGUUUUGGGAUUAUGAUGUAAGACACCUAAAGCUGUGUCAACCGCCCGACCCGCCGCCCACGUGACAGAAAUUGAGAAUUCGUGCGAUAGCCGUAUGACGUGCGGCUUGAGUAUCGCGCAAUCUCUCCGAUUUCUUUCUUUCUCGCCAUCCUGCUUACGUUUGCGGUUUCCGCGUGCGAUGAUGAUUAUGUUGAGUCAUGUCGCAA